This is a messenger RNA of Pecten maximus, 2568 nucleotides long. RefSeq names its product stAR-related lipid transfer protein 7, mitochondrial-like. Bases 117 to 1319 code for a protein of 400 amino acids. Gene Ontology annotation, molecular function: lipid binding. NCBI's taxonomy places the organism in Eukaryota, Metazoa, Mollusca, Bivalvia, Pectinida, Pectinidae. The record is from RefSeq and is a predicted model, not a curated record. The transcript is spliced from 8 exons.
GGUUACUUAGUCAGCAGUACGUCAGCCAUGUGGUAGUCGGUGAUCUUGAAAUGUCCGCCCGAGUUUCAUAAGGAUUAUCAGUCAGCUGUCAGUUGCAGCAUACUUUGAAAAUUAGUAUGGAUAACCUUUUUCUACAGCUGAGGAUUUUAACUCGUCGCCUUCUCUCAAAUAAUCAGAAGAAAACACAGGCGAUUUUAUUGAAACGAGCUACAACGCUCGCGGAAAAAAAGGGGAAUGCUUUUUGGCAGAAUGCGAUUGUCCGAAAACUGUUUGACCAGUUUGGAAUAUUGAAUGAUUUGACAAUUAAGCAAUGCAAUGGAGUAGUUGCACAACGUUUACGGAGAACAACUCAAAUUUUGUUUUUGUACAGAAGAGUUUACGGCGAAUCGGUGGUUCGGAUCAUAAACCGAUUUAGUGACCCCUUUAUGAGAAAUGAAAAAAUCAAGCAUGCAUUUUGUCUUUACGGAGCAGCUUUGUUUUCAUGGCAAAAUAACCAACUAACUGAUUCUGAUCUAGAGAGCUGCAUCGAGGACAUGAAACACAUCCAAGACAUGUUGAAUGCUGACUGUGAAAAUCAAGAUGGUGGAAGUGAUGUGGACAAUGGCACCAGAAGCAGCAGUAAAGAAAGCAACCAGGGAGAUAACAGGGUCAACCAGUACAUGGAGACAUGGUCUUGUGUCAUGAAUGACCCAAAUUUCAAAGUAUGGAGCAAACCUGUCCAAGGAUCACAUGUUGAGGAAUAUAAAGUUUAUGGCACAUUUCAUGAUAUUACACCAAUGUCAUUUUAUACUGUUCAGGUGGAUUUAAAGUACAGAAAGACCUGGGACUCUCGUGUCAUCAAACUAGAUGUGGUCGACCAUGACCAAACGUCGGGUGCAGAGAUUGUUCACUGGGUCACAAGCUUCAUCUGGCCUAUGGCAAACAGAGAGUAUGUCUUUGUUCGAAGACACAAGAUCGACCGUCAGAAGAAUGUGAUGGUGCUCAUGUCACACAGCACAGAACAUCCUAGCAUUCCCAAAAGGAAAAACUGUGUACGGAUCACCAAAUACGAGUCUGACAUGGUCAUCAAACCUCACACCAACUUCAACGAGAAUGGUUUUGACUAUGUAUUAACCUAUUAUGAUGAUCCGGAAUCAUCCAUCCCCUCUGUUGCCUACGACUGGGUGGCUGCUAAAGGUUUACCAACAUUUCUUAAUCAAGUCCAUGAAGCAGCGAAAAAACUCCAGGAAACAAGUCAGAACAUUUUAAACAAGGGUGACACCAAUCAGAACCAGAACAGUUUGAGUGACUAUUCUCCUUCCAUUGCUCAGUACUGCUGAUGUGACCUCUGUACAUAUUACAUUUAACAGCAAUCGCAGCUUUCCUGACUUCUUCAUGUGGAAAACAGCAUUCUCAGCUUCUGUAACUUCUUCAUUUGGAAAUCCUCAUGGCCUGACAGAUUUCUCUUUGGUUUGCAGUGAUUUAAUCAAGUAAUAUACAUUUUGUGUGAUGUCAGCACAAGACAGUUUGUUAGAUAUUUAUAUAUAUACUUUUAAAGUCUAUGUUAGUACAUAUAAUUUCGCGUAACUUUAACACAUUAUUUGAUGCCUGACUGUAAUCUACACUGUAUGUUUUUACGGUAUAUUGAUACAGUCUUCCAAUUACAUCACAAUUUUGUUAUGUAAUUUCAAGUAAAAAGAAUAGUACAUAUUUAUUUGAUGUUAUUGGCUACAACAAGAAAUUCAGUAAAUCUUGCUGUACAGGAAACAAUAUAAACAAAAGCAAGUUUAUCUAUUGAAGAUUAAACGAAAUGAGCAUUUUACGAAAGAGAAAUAUCAGUUUAUACCAAAUGUGUCCAAGUUUCUAAAACACAAAUUAUAUUUAAUUAGGUUAACAUAAAAGUGUAAUCUAUAUUUUUGUAUGAUUUGACACACCUUGCAUAUGAUGUGAGGGAAAUCUUUAGAUUUUAUACAGGGUUUGAUUAUAUUAUAUAACUUUGUUUUUCUGGAGAAGUUGCUGGAAUGACUGGAGGUGAUGCUGCCUUAUCAUUAUCAAUGUGUUUGUUUGUUUCUGAGGAGGUUACCUGUUUCAAAAUGAGUACAGCUGGUCAAAAUGUGUUUAUUUGUUGUGAUUCAACAGCAUAACAAAUCACUUGUGUUUAAUUGUGAGAAUAAUGUUCUGAAUGUUUGACAUAUACUGGUUAGUUUGGGUUUCUGUCAAUUAAAAGAUGAGUGGUAUAAAAUAUAGUUUUGCAUAAAUGUGAUUUCAUGUAAAAUUGCCAUAAGAUCCAGCAAUUCAAAAUUAAAUUUCGUAAUAUCAUUCGCCAAUGAACAUUGUAUAAGUGCUGUCACUAUCACAUUAAGAUAGUUAAGAAUUAACAAUAUGUAUACUAAUAUAUAUUACAUUUUUAUUUGACAAAUAAUAUUGAUAUUGAAAAAUCAGAGUUGAAUGUGUACUUGGAAAAUUUCAUUGUGAUUUGAAUUCAAACUGAAACUCUUUCGCUGUGUUCAUCAUUGCAUUUUUGUUGGAGAUUUGUACAUACAGUAUGUCUUAUUUUGGUUUUUGUUAUUAAAUCAGUUAAAAGAUCUC